Artibeus jamaicensis (Jamaican fruit-eating bat) is the source of this 1002-nucleotide messenger RNA. It is a transcript of the gene TTC32, whose product is annotated as tetratricopeptide repeat domain 32. The transcript has 3 exons. The coding region runs from base 294 to 740 and encodes 148 amino acids. Lineage: Eukaryota; Metazoa; Chordata; Mammalia; Chiroptera; Phyllostomidae. The record is from RefSeq and is a predicted model, not a curated record. Gene Ontology annotation, molecular function: protein binding.
CAAAGGGCAAGCUCCUUGCAACAUCAGAGCACGGAUUCGGAAAACAGUUUGGUGCAUUACUUCUCCGGGAAACGAGGCAGGCUUAACAACGGAACUGCGCUCCCCAAGGGUCUCUCCAAGAUUUCUGGGCAGCUUGAAGUCUCCGCCUGCAACUCAGUACUGAUCUGGCCAGACGACGGGUCCUCGGAGGGCACAAACUGCCCCCUCUCCUAGUGAGGGAGGUUAAAUUCUGCGGUGCGGAAGUGACUGAAAUCAAUUCCCAUUCCACACUGAGAGCUAGGCCUCCGACAACUAUGGCAGGGCAGCAGGGGCGAGAGAGCCGCACAACCCUGGCCCGCGCCCAGGCUCAUUUCCAGAAGGGCGAAUACGCGGAGGCCGAGACGCUGUACUCCGCUUACAUUCGCCAGUGCGCCUGUGCAGCUGCUGCCGGAGCACCUCCCGGGAGCGAAUGCAGCCCUGAGGACUUGGCUACUGCCUAUAACAACCGGGGACAAAUCAAGUACUUCAGGGUCGACUUUGACGAAGCCGUGGACGACUACACGUCCGCCAUAGAAGUCCAGCCCAGUUUUGAAGUGCCGUACUACAACAGAGGGCUGAUACUGUAUAGGCUGGGGUACUUUGAUGAUGCUUUGGAAGAUUUCAAGAAAGUAUUAGACUUAAAUCCCGGAUUUCAAGAUGCUAUUUUGAGCUUAAAACAGACUAUGCUAGACAAAGAAGAAAAACAAAGAAGAAAUUAUUGAAAACUUUAACUUUGAAACAUUAAUCCAUGGUCCUUAUAUGUGGCAUCUCACUGUCUCUAAUUUAAAGUCGGUAUUGAGCUAUUUUGAUUAUGUUUAAGAUAAAGAGGUUCAUACAUUAGCACUGAAGGUUGAAUAAUUGAUUGAAGGUAAUUUUAGACUUAGUAUUUAUAUGAAAUAGGUGUGCUUUUGAUAAAGUAUAAAUAAGUAAUCAUGUAUAAUUGUAUAUCAUUACAGUAAAAAUGUGUGGUAUUUUAAUAAAACA